AUGUUGUCAUCAAUUACUUGUACAGCACCAGUUAACAUUGCAACCAUUAAAUAUUGGGGAAAGAGAGAUGAAAAAUUGAUUUUACCACUCAAUUCAUCGCUCAGUGGUACUUUACAUCAAGACGAUCUUAAAACAACAACCACUGCCGUAGCAUCUGAAAAUUUCACUGAAGAUGCAAUUUGGUUGAAUGGAAAGAAAGAAGAUAUCAAUACAACACGUUAUCAAAAUGUAUUGAGAAUGAUCAGAUCACGUGCAACUAAAUUGAUGGAUAAGAAACAUUUCGUUCACAUUUGUUCGAUCAACAAUUUCCCAACCGCAGCCGGUUUGGCAAGUUCGGCAAGUGGAUACGCCUGUUUGGUGUACGUUUUGGCACAACUCUACGGAGUGAGUGGAGACAUCUCUGCGAUCGCUCGUAUCGGUUCCGGUAGUGCAUGCCGUAGUGUCUACGGUGGUUUCGUCAAGUGGGAGAUGGGUGCCGAGUCGGACGGGUCCGAUUCGAUCGCCGUCCAAGUUGCACCGGAAACUCACUGGCCAGAGAUGAACAUCAUUGUGCUCGUCGUCAACGACAAGAAGAAGGAGACAUCGUCGACCGAUGGAAUGCAGAGAUCUGCCGCCACCUCACCGAUGAUGAAGGAGCGUUGCGCCACCAUCGUGCCACAGCGUAUGCGUGACAUCGAAGCUGCGAUUCAGGCACGUGAUUUCCAGACAUUCGGUGAUAUCACCAUGAAGGAUUCCGACGACUUCCACGAGGUGUGCGCCACUACCGACCCGGCCAUCUACUACCUCAACGACACAUCGCGUUACAUCAUGAACCUCGUUCACAAAUACAACAAAAUGAGUGGAAAGAUCAAGUGCGCCUACACUUUUGACGCCGGUCCCAACGCCUGCAUCUACUUGCCCGAGGAGAACGUCGUCGAAGCGUUGGCACUCUUCACCAAACACUUCCCAGGCUCCGAUCUCUCCACCUACUACAGAGGCAGCGACAAGUCCAACAUCGAAAAGAUCGAACACUAUCAACCACCAAAGAAUAUCCAGACUCUCUUUGCACCAGAGGUCACUUUUGCCGAUUCUCUCAAAUAUAUCCUCCACACAAAGAUUGGUCCAGGUCCACAGAUCCUAGAUGAAUCCGAAUCGCUCAUCGACAAAUCAACAGGACUACCAAAAUACGUGGCUGCUGAUCCAUCUAAAAUUAAUAAUUAA
This is a messenger RNA of Heterostelium album PN500, 1200 nucleotides long. It is a transcript of the gene mvd, whose product is annotated as diphosphomevalonate decarboxylase. The record is from RefSeq and is a predicted model, not a curated record. Lineage: Eukaryota; Evosea; Eumycetozoa; Acytosteliales; Acytosteliaceae. Gene Ontology annotation, biological process: isoprenoid biosynthetic process; isopentenyl diphosphate biosynthetic process, mevalonate pathway. The coding region runs from base 1 to 1200 and encodes 399 amino acids. Gene Ontology annotation, cellular component: cytosol. The transcript has 2 exons. Gene Ontology annotation, molecular function: diphosphomevalonate decarboxylase activity; ATP binding.